AUGGAAAGGUUAUUGGAAUUCAAGAGUGUACGCGCAGACUCCUCACGAGGGUGCGGCGGAAGGCGCGUGGGUUGCGACGCACCCGCACCUCUGGAUGAUACCUCGGCUGCAGCGGCGGCCCCCUCACCGGCUGUGCCAGAUGCGGGGCCAGAUUCACCGCCAGCAUCCGCACGGGUGGCUUCUCCGCCACCACCAUAUACUCUGCCACCCCGGAAUGUUAGGCCCCGGUCUGGCACAGAGUGCACAGCCCGCGACCUCCUGGCAGCACAGCAGGAGCAAUUGGCAGUCCAGAAGGAACUACUGGCCACGCAGCAGGGUCUGCUGAGGGCCCAGGAGCGGCAGCUGGCCAUCCAGGAACGUCUGCUGGCAUCCCAUGACGAGAUGCUGGUGCUCCAGAGAGGUGCUGCCGAAGCAUUACGCGGGCUAACAUCAGCUGUGCAAGCACUAGCAGCCUCCAGUGCCCAGCAGGCGUCCUCGUUGACUACGCUUGUGCUCCACCUCAUGGGUGUACGUAACCUC
This is a messenger RNA of Ixodes scapularis (black-legged tick), 519 nucleotides long. RefSeq lists its product as uncharacterized. The transcript has 5 exons. NCBI's taxonomy places the organism in Eukaryota, Metazoa, Arthropoda, Arachnida, Ixodida, Ixodidae. The annotation marks the transcript as partial. The record is from RefSeq and is a predicted model, not a curated record.